AUGCUGAAAGGUGAGCGGUCACACUGCAUACAAAUGAAGAUCAUAGACAGAUCGUUACAAUUGCCGAAAGAUAAAAGAGAGGUAGAGAGAAAACGAAGACACUGUUGGGAAGCAGAGACACUAAUCAAAGAAAACAACAAUUUUCAAUCCUUCGUGCUCUCUUUAGAACGGGCCACUUCUGUCUUCUGUCUUGCGGGUGUGAAUGCUGGAUCUGGCAGCAACGGAGAUGGCGAUGCGAGUGGUCUUCAAGAGAUUUGGUCGCCGCGAUGGGUGAUAGUUGAUCGGAAUCGUAGCAACAAAAAAAUCUCCCGUUUGAUCAGUCAGUACCUCAAGAGCAGCCACACUAGAUCCACCCAACGCCUUUGCUCGAUGCGGGUGAUGGGGGUUUGA
Messenger RNA from Penicillium oxalicum, 390 nucleotides. RefSeq lists its product as uncharacterized. Bases 1 to 390 code for a protein of 129 amino acids. The transcript has a single exon. The record is from RefSeq and is a predicted model, not a curated record. NCBI's taxonomy places the organism in Eukaryota, Fungi, Ascomycota, Eurotiomycetes, Eurotiales, Aspergillaceae.